CGGGGAGCUUGGUUGCUUCAAUUCGUUCAUCUUCUGAAUAACAGCAAUUGACCGAGCUCGUCACCGCGAAUGCUAUUCUGGUUUUCAUUUACGGGCCCUUUCUAACCAUUCAAUACUAUAGUCAGGACGCAAUUUCUGAAAGUUGAUCUUCUAACAAACAAAAUGUCCCGACAAAUCGCAUUUCAAGCUUCCCGCUUGGCUUCGCGAACGAUCCGCUCUUCAACACCCAUCUGCCGCUCAAGCUUCCGUAUCGCUCCUGCAAUCACACACCUUUCCAUCCGAUCUACCCUUUCGCAAAAAUGCUUCUCGACUACGGUUUCCAUCAAACGGGGUAUCAUGCCUGAUACGGAGAAUCCUGCCAAGCCUUUGAACGAAGCCGAAGAGAUCCAUCAGAAUGCUGUUGUGGCCGAUAUUACGGAGCAAGAGUACCAUGACCUUGCGGACGAGUACCUCGAUAAUGUUGUCGGGAAGUUUGAGGAACUCCAGGAUCAGCGAGAAGACAUCGACGUCGACUUCUCAGCUGGAGUCCUCAGCAUCAGUUGGCCUGACAAGGGCACAUACAUCAUCAACAAACAGCCCCCCAAUAAGCAGAUCUGGCUGUCGUCUCCCAUCUCUGGCCCUAAGCGCUACGACUGGUGCCUCGUUGGCGAGGGCCAGAACGAGAAAGAGGGCACAGCUGUGGGUGACUGGAUCUACGUUCGUGAUGGAUCCAGCCUAAACCAGGUUUUCUCUGAGGAGCUUGGUGUUGACAUAGACGUUCCGAGCGAGGAGUAGAGCUUCCUCCCGAAUGCCGAUAAAAGACCCAGCAAGCAUGGUUGAAGGAGAAGACCAUCACAGACAAAGGAAAAGCAUUUAUGAAGGCGUUGAGGGCUUCGGUUAGCCUAGUGAGGAUUGCGA
Fusarium oxysporum Fo47 is the source of this 897-nucleotide messenger RNA. RefSeq names its product ferroxidase. Gene Ontology annotation, molecular function: ferroxidase activity; ferric iron binding; ferrous iron binding. The transcript is spliced from 2 exons. NCBI's taxonomy places the organism in Eukaryota, Fungi, Ascomycota, Sordariomycetes, Hypocreales, Nectriaceae. The record is from RefSeq and is a predicted model, not a curated record. Gene Ontology annotation, cellular component: mitochondrion. Gene Ontology annotation, biological process: iron incorporation into metallo-sulfur cluster; intracellular iron ion homeostasis. Bases 163 to 774 code for a protein of 203 amino acids.